This is a messenger RNA of Haemorhous mexicanus (house finch), 729 nucleotides long. RefSeq names its product myosin heavy chain IB-like. The record is from RefSeq and is a predicted model, not a curated record. Lineage: Eukaryota; Metazoa; Chordata; Aves; Passeriformes; Fringillidae. The annotation marks the transcript as partial. The transcript is spliced from 5 exons.
CCACGCCUCUCCACGCUGCGUGCUGACGUCACCGCGCGCGGCGCGCUCGGCGGUGAUGGAGGCGGCGGGAGGCGCCGAGGACCCUCCCGUCGGGACCCUCGUGGUGGAGGCGGCGGGAGAGGCCGGACUCCCCCCGGGCAGCCCCUCCCCCUGCGACCCUCCCCCUCCCGGUGGGGACCCCCCCCCACAGCCGGGGGGGCCCCCCCAGAUGAGGAGGGGCUGGGGGGGGGCAGCCCCAGCGAUGGGGAGGGGGCUCAGGGGACCCCCCCAGGGGGUGGCAGUGGCACCAAAGGGCUGCCAGGUCACGCCACCAAGACCCUGCCGGGCUCCCCAGGCCGGGGGGGGCCGAUUUUGGGGGUCUCAGGUGGGGGGGGGUCUCCCCCCACCUCCCUUCCCCCCCCCAGCCGUGCCAAAAUGUCCCUGACGGGGGCGGGGGGUGGCAAAACCCCCCCAGGCCAAAGCCUGGCCUUGCGCCUGCUCAGCCUUCCCGGGGCUGGGGGUGGUCCUGGGGGUCGCCCCCCACCCCCUGAACCCCCCCAAAACCCCCCGGAGCCCCCCCCAAACCCCCCCGAGCCCCCCAAAAUCCACCGGGCUCGCAAGACCAUGGCCAAGCCCAGCAACGGACAGGUGCCCGAGAAGCCGAGGAUGUCGGAGAUGCUGCACUUCAGGGUGUCCGAGGAGCUCUGCGGGAUGGGGCAGCACCACGGUGGGCUCGGGGAGGGUCUCUGA